UGUACGGGCAUCUCUCGUGGGGGCCAGAUAACUAGGAGAGGAUCGAGGAACGAAAAGUAAAAGCUUGCCUCCCCCCCAGUGAUCCUCUCUUCCCCUUAUCGCUUCGCUCGUUUUACCUCCUUCCCCCUUCUCCCCCUCUCCCUCCCGCUAAACCUCGUCGGUUAAGGAUAACGCCUGGACAGCAACGCUUGAGCCCAGCUCGCGACAAUGUCCCACCCCAACUCUCCCGCUUCCGACAACUCGGACUCUUCCAACCCCCGCACACCCACCAGCCCCACCCUCCCACUCUCCCCCGACGCUGCCGCCCCGCCCAGCAUUGCCCCCAGCAAACGCAAACCCUCCCGCCGCGCCAACACCGCUGAACGCCGUGCCACCCAUAAUGCUGUCGAGCGCCAGCGCCGUGAGACCCUCAACGGCCGCUUCCUCGACCUCGCCGCGCUUCUUCCCAAUCUCUCCCAGAUCCGCCGCCCCUCCAAAUCCAGCAUCGUCAACUCCUCCAUCGCGCACGUGCACGCUUCCCGGCGUCAUCGCCUCCUCGCAGCCCGCGAGCUUCGCGCGAUGAAGAUGGAGGCCGACGCUCUCAGACGGGAGCUCAACGAAUGGAGGGACCGCGCUGCUGUGCCACGGGUCGAGGAGCCUGUGCGUGGCGAAGGCUUCGGGAUGAUCAUCUCGGGCGAGCUGGAGGUCCUCGGUGUCGCUGGUGAGGAGGAGGACUAUGCCGACGAGGAUGGGCCUAUGGGUAGUGGGUACGAUGACGCUCCUCCCCCGCCACCUCCGACCGCGACCACCAUGUACCACGGCCACCACCCUCACGCACAUGGACACGGACACGGGCGCUCUCCUGUCAUUGCGAGCCCGACUAACAUGCACUUUGAGAACCCGCAGAUGGGGUAUGAGAACUAUACGCCGAUCGUGGCUCCCGCUGCUGCUGCUGCUUACUAUGGAGGGUCCGCCCAACCCUUCUUUGAGGAGAAACGAUUCGCUGCGCCGCCUCCUGCGUUUGACGCGUAUCAGAGACCGAGGAGUGGAGGGUAUGAUGCCUAUGAGGGGAUGAUCGUCGGUGGUGGGGGGGCUCCUGGUGCUGCCGCCUUUUUGUAUAUCCUCUCGUAACCUUCUUUCGGACUCGAAGCCCACCUUACGCUCGUUUUCCCGCAUUGAGCAUUGUCUUUUUUUUUUUAAUUUGAUUGAAGUAGAUAAUCUGUAUGGAUGACGCAAAAUCCGUAUUUAUUCAAUGCAAGUGAGCUGGCAUUCGGGUUUUGAGUUAGCCGGUAGCCGGUUUCGGGUAAGUUUAUCAUGGGCUUACGCUGAAUUCUCGGUUGAGGCUCGGCUCUGGAACAUCUGCAUUCUCAAAAACCGCCGCCACCUGAAUCAAAUGGGGCCCCUUCUGUUCUAGGAGGGGGGGUCUUUCUUUAUUCUCGGGUACAUUUAUAUCUUGGAGUUUUUUUUUUUUUCCUUCCAGUACCUUACACGGGGAGCGGCGAGUUUCUUUCUAAUCAACCACGGAAAGCUUCUUCUCUUUUCUCUUGUACCGCCCCCUCCUUUGCAAAAUUCGUUCUAAUC
This is a messenger RNA of Guyanagaster necrorhizus, 1560 nucleotides long. RefSeq lists its product as uncharacterized. Gene Ontology annotation, cellular component: RNA polymerase II transcription regulator complex. Gene Ontology annotation, molecular function: protein dimerization activity; DNA-binding transcription factor activity. Gene Ontology annotation, biological process: positive regulation of transcription by RNA polymerase II. The record is from RefSeq and is a predicted model, not a curated record. The transcript is spliced from 3 exons. The coding region runs from base 208 to 1110 and encodes 300 amino acids. Lineage: Eukaryota; Fungi; Basidiomycota; Agaricomycetes; Agaricales; Physalacriaceae.